This is a messenger RNA of Zootoca vivipara (common lizard), 5358 nucleotides long. It is a transcript of the gene MRPS35, whose product is annotated as mitochondrial ribosomal protein S35. Gene Ontology annotation, molecular function: structural constituent of ribosome. The record is from RefSeq and is a predicted model, not a curated record. NCBI's taxonomy places the organism in Eukaryota, Metazoa, Chordata, Lepidosauria, Squamata, Lacertidae. Gene Ontology annotation, cellular component: mitochondrial small ribosomal subunit. Gene Ontology annotation, biological process: mitochondrial translation.
GGACGUCACGACUCCGCGCAGCGCCCGGUACGAAAAUGGCGGCCGCCUGCGGAGGCGCUUCAGGUUCGGGCGCGCUGCUGCUGCUGCUCGGAGGCCGCCUUCUCCGGAGGAGCCGGAACUCCGCUGGCUACUCGACCGCUCGGGCGGCGGCCGGCGGCCGAGGCAAAGGUGCCUUGGUACAAAGAGGAAGGACCUCACAAAAUGACAAAUACUGGAGAGAGACUGCAGCUCCCAGAACUGAGAAGAUGGAGGUUCAUCAGGAUUGGACCAGUGUGUAUCCUGUUGCAGCUGCUUUUAAACCUUCCUGUGUGCCCCUUCCUCUUCGAAUGGGCUACCCAGUGAAAAGGGGUGUACCUCCAGUAAAAGAAGGGAACCUGGAACUCUUGAAGAUCCCCAAUUUUUUGCAUCUGACACCAGUUGCCAUCAGAAAGCACUGUGCUGCUCUUAAAGACUUCUGCACAGAGUGGCCAGCUGAUGUUGAUAAUGAUGAGAAAUGUAUGCAGCACUUUCCCAUUGAAGUUGACACAGUAGAUUACAUUUCAGCAGGCCCAUCUGUUCGCAAUCCUAAAGCAAGGGUGGUGACCCUAACAGUAAAGCUUUCAAGCCUUAACUUGGAUGAUCAUGCAAAGAAGAAGCUCAUUAAACUUGUAGGAGAGAGGUACUGCAAGGCCACAGAUACCCUUACCAUCACAACAGACAGGUGUCCUUUAAGAAGACAAAAUUAUGACUAUGGAGUAUACCUUCUGACAGUUUUAUUCCAUGAAUCAUGGAAAACAGAAGAGUGGGAAAAAGAAAAGACGGAGGCUGACAUGGAGGAAUACAUCUGGGAGAACAGCGCCUCUGAGAAGAAUGCUUUGGAGACACUGCUUCGAAUACGAGCAGGUGACAAAACGGAAGAAGUCAGCAGGCAGGAGCUUCUUGCCUCACAACAAAUUCUGGCCUACAGAAAGUCGGUGGUUGAAUUGAAAAAUGAAGGAGAAACAGAUGAGAACCUUUCGAACUAUAAAAAUUCUGUCAGGAGACUACUAAACAUGAGUGAAUUGCAGUAAAGAGAAUAUUUCAGGCACCACAGGCCCAUGAAGAUGUACAUCAUAAAGUUCAGUGGAUCCAAUUUAAACCUUCCUACUUUCAGCCUGCAUUCCCUCCAAAUAAAAAUACACUAUCCCAGAGCACUGACUAGCUUGACCACAGUUACUCUGUCUUCUCUUCUCCAGUAGUUGGAUGUUCAAGGGAUCAGCAGGAUUGCAUUCACCCUGCAAAUAAAUCUGCAGUUGUGUAGCUUUCAUGGAAGCCUUGUUUCAGCCUUACAUGUCUAUAACUGCAUACAGAACGUAGAAUCAGAGUUGGAAGGGAACCUGAGGAUCAUCUAGUCCAAACCCCUGCAAUGCAGGAAUGUUCCUUAUGUUCCUUAUGUGGAUGGAACCUGCAACCUUGGCGUUAUCAGCACCAGGCUCCAACCAGCUGAAAUGAAAACCUGUGCAAAAGCCUAGAGCCGAGGGGGGGUGGGGAUUUCAGUGCCCCCAGUGACUGAUUUAGUGAUCAGUGUUACACUGGAUCCUGUCAAAAAAUAAUAGCACAAUAGCUGUCUUUCCUGGAAAGACUUUAAAACCACACACACACACACAAUUUGGGGUAGGUUUCAGUUGCCGUAUCUGGUAAAAAUUGCAGAAGUGUUUUUCUCUCAGCAGAGGGAAAGGGAGUGUCAAACAGGCACAGACAUUUUUUUGCAGGUAAAACGUGGCUGCUUGACAAUGUAGUAUUCUCGGGUCUUUGUCUUGAGAGCGUGUAGUGGCAGAUUAUGCCCUAAGGACUGCAUUUUUAUCUUUUGAAACAAGCUGCUGCUUUCUGCGUUUAAGUUAAGCAGCAGAAGGCCACCGUCUCCCCAGUGAAAAAGAUCAACUUUAGGGGCUGAAAGUACCAGGACAGGGUUGCCAAUGGCUUUGGGGAAAUGGCACCUGCAACUCUCUGAAUCACUAACAAAAACAUGGGAAGUUGCCCAUGGUCCAUCUAAUUCAGUAUUUUUAUUUAUUUUUAUUUUGUAAAUAAAUUUUUAUUAGUUUUUCACAGUUACAUUUUUACAAAUAAAAACAAAUACCUUUUCACAAACCUUCUCUUUGAGAUUCUUUAAAUCUCUGGACUUCCCUCCAUACCCUCUUCUGGUUUCUUAUAUUAACCAAUUUCUUCUGCAUAUCCAUUCUUAAACUUUUUUCAUUAUUAUUUCCCUUAAUUUUAUCUAAUUUUCUACUAGUUGCAAGCGUUUAGUUAAAACCCUGCCAGUGUAUCAACUUGUUUACAGUAUUUUUGCACAUAAACAACAAACGAUUCCCACUCUUUUAAAAAUUUCUCGUUAUUGUAGUCUCUGAGCUUUACCGUUAAUUUUGCCAUUUCUGCAUCGUCCAUUAGCUUGAUCUGCCAUUCUUCUUUUGUCGGUGUCUUUUCUUCCUUCCAUCUCUGGGCUGACAAUAUUCGGGUAGCUGUUGUAGCAUACAUAAAUAUUUUCUUCUGUUCUUUAGGUAGUUCAGUUCCUAUCAAUCCUAAUAAAGCUCCUGGUUUUUAAACAAAAGUUAUUUUAAACAUUUUCUUCAGCUCAUUAUAGAUCAUUUCCCAGAAGCUUUUAAUAACUUUACAUGAUAGAACGUACCCUCCUUUUUCUCUGCAUUUCCAACACUUAUUGGAACUUGUUCUAUACAUUUUAGCAAGUUUAACCAGAGGUAAGUACCAUCAGUACAUCAUUUUCAUAUAGUUCUCUUUAAGUGAGAAACAUGCAGUAAUUUUUAAGUCCGUCCUCCAAAGCCUUUCCCAAUCACUCAUUUGUAUACUAUGCCCCAUAUCCUUUGCCCGUUUUAUCAUUACACACUUAACCUCUUCCUCUUUGGUUUCCCAUUCCAACAGCAAAUUAUACAUUUUUGACAGUAAUUUUGUAUUAUCUUCUACAUUUCUCUUUGAAAUAUUGAUAUUGUGUAGCUAAAACCUUUUUUUAUCAUUUUUAAAUUUUUCAUUUAUUUGAAAAUACUGUAACCAAACUUUUACUUUCUCUCUAAUUUCCUCAAAUUCUUUUAGCUGUAAUUGGUUGUCCACUUCUGUUAACAGCUCUCUAUAUAUUGGCCAUUUAGUCUUCAUAUUUAACUUUUUUUUAAAAAAAAGAUACUGCUUCUACUGGGGAUAUCCACCAUGGUAUUUUUUGUUCUAUUAAAUCUUUAUCUCUCUCCCAUACCUUAAAAAUCACAUUUUUUUAUUAUAUGAUUAUGAAAUCCUUUGUGGACAUUUGCUUUCUGAUACCGUAUAUAUGCAUGCCAACCAAAUCUAUUAUCAUGCCCUUCCAAGUCCAACAGGUCUGUAUGAUCUAAUUUAAUCCAAUCGCGAAUCCAGAAAAUGCAGGUUGCCUCAAAGUAUAAUUUUAAAUCUGGUAGAGAGAACCUCUCUGUCUUUAAUGUCAGUAAGAAGUUUAUAUUUUAUUCUCGGUUUCUUCCUUUUCCAGAUAAAUCUUGUAAUAUCCUUUUGCCAUUCUUUGAAGCAGCUCACAUUGCUUAUCACCGGGAUUGACUGAAAUAAGAAUGACAUUUUUGGGAAUACGUUCAUUUUAAUCACCAAAAUUCUUCCUAAAAGUGACAAAUUCAUUCUUCCCCAGAUCUCUAAGUUCCUUUUUAUUUCUUUCCAAACUCUUUCAUAAUUAUCUUUAAAUAUAUUAAUAUUCUUAGCUGUCAACCAUAUUCCCAAAUAUCUAACUUUUUUGUGAAUCUCUAUUUCUAACUUCUGCUGAAUCUCUUUCUUGUCUUGCUCUGAGACAUUUUUCACUAACAGUUUAGUUUGAAUUUUAUUUUGUUUUAAACCUGCCACCAGUCCAAAAUCCUAUAUUUUUUCUAAGACUUUCAGAAGUGUGCUUUUUGGAUCUUCCACUGUUAUUACAAGGUCAUCUGCAUACACUUUCAGCUUGUAUGCUUUAUUUCCUGAAAAGGAGUUACUAUUUCCUACUGUUUCUCCUCUGAUGCUUUCUUUUAUCAGUAUUUUCUACACUGCCCAGCAGUGACUCUCCGGCAUUGUAGGUGGGGCUUUGUAGUGCUACCUGGAGAUGCUGGAAUUGAACCUGUGAGUAUCUGCAUGGGUGCUAGCACUGAGCAAUGGCCCUUCCCUUUCAUCCUUACCUCUUGAUCUCUGCUGCUUUACAAUAAAAUUAACCAAACACACAUAUCUGAGAGCAGGACUUGUAUGUAUGCCUUGUUUUUUUAUUUGAAGAGAGUGUACUGAGGUGUACUGAGCUACCCUUAAGUAAGCAAAAUUCUAGCUCUGGUUGCUUCAAACUUUUUUAAAGAUUUUGCAUGGACAAGGGCCAUUUUCACAUGAAGAAAAUACUGCAACCUGUAUUUUUCCUACCACCAUUCCACAUAAUAGACUGCCAUUGGCUUGAACGGGGACAUUUUCAGAAUGUCAGUAUACACACUAAAACAUGCAGCUGUAAAAUUACUUGGGGGGAUUUUAUGCUUUGAUAAAGCUGCAGGAUAUUAAAAACCUGGCUGCAUACUAGGUCUGGUAGACAUUGCAUGUGCACUAUGGAAAAGGUAGAGAAGCAGAGAAGAAACAGAGAGUAAGUUGCUCCUUGGGCUGCAAGAGGCAAGUACUUCCUGCCUUGAAUAUCACAGUUCCUCGUCUCCUUGCAAACAUGAGAGAGUGAGAAUAGGGGCUAAAAAGGAGUUGUGGCCUGGAGAAGUGUCCAAUUCCCAGGUGGGGUGGGUGAGUGUGGGGUUGGGGUUUCUCACACAUAGAUAAAAUACAGUCUCUUACAAUUGCAAUAUGGGGAUAGACAAAGGAAAUGGUGUUGGACUUUUGGAGGAAGAGAGGAGUAUUAGCCCUGCUGUACAUCAGGGAGGGCUGUGUGGAGAGAGUCUCUUCUUUUAAAUUCCUAGGAGUUUAUCUCAGUGAAGACCUAACUUGGAAAGUCAGUACAACCCAGGUAGUUAAGAAAGCCCAACAGAGACUCCAUUUCCUUAGAGUAUUGCAAAAGAACUAUGUCAAUCAACAUUUGAUGAUCUCCAUCUACCGGUCCACAAUAGAAAGUGUCUUUUCAUACUCAUAGAAUCAUAGAGUUGGAAGAGACCACAAGGGCCAUCCAGUCCAACCCCCUGCUAAGCAGGAAACACCAUCAAAGCAUUCUUGACAUAUGGCUGUCAAGCCUCUGCUUAAAGACCUCCAAAGGAGGAGACUCCACCACACUUCUUGGCAGCAAAUUGCACUGUCGAACAGCUCUUACUGUCAGGAAGUUCUUCCUAAUGUUUAGGUGGAAUCUUCUUUUUUGUAGUUUGAAUCCAUUGCUCUGUGUCCGCUUCUCUGGAGCAGCAGAAAACAACCUUUCACCCUCCUCUA